AUUUCAUCCGAUUUCAUCAUUGUCCGUCGACCGUACAGCGAGGUGGCUGUAGUCAUUUUAACGAAUUUGUACAGUACCUUGGGAAGGGAUUAUCGAUUAAUUUAAUUUACUGAAUUAAUUUACUUAUUUGCUUGUAAAGGCGUUAAAGUACAGAAUAUGUCUGAACAGGUCAUCAAGGACACUGAAGACAUUUCAGUAGGGGAGAUCUAUGUUUCUGCUAAAGAAGGCAGUGAUGAAGAUGGCGAUGGGACGAUGGAAAAGCCUUUUAAAACUGCUCUGAAGGCAUUGAUGUUUGUCGGGAAGGAGCCGUUUCCAACCAUCUAUGUCGACUCUCAAAAAGAAGGCGAGCGCUGGGCAGUUAUCUCAAAGACACAGAAGAAGAAUGUGAAAAAGCAGUGGAACAAGGAACAGAUGAAAAAUGACAGCAAACUCAAGAAGGAGACGGAAGAUGCCGAUCGAAGGGAGAAAAAUCUAGAGGAAGCAAAGAAGAUCUUUAUUGUGAAAGACUCCAGUCUUCCAGAACCCAAAAAAGUGAAAAUCCACCAGCUGGGAGAGUACAGGGAGCAGAGGGUGAAGUUGUUUGGCUGGGUGCACCGACUGCGCCGGCAAGGAAAGAAUCUGAUGUUUAUCGUGCUAAGGGACGGGACUGGCUUCCUGCAGUGUGUUCUCACAGAUCAGCUGUGUCAGUGCUAUGAUGCCGUGGUCCUGUCCACGGAGAGCACCGUGGGUCUUUACGGCCGGGUGAUGCCCGUACCAGAGGGAAAAGAGGCUCCCGGGGGACAUGAGCUGAUCUGUGAUUUCUGGGAGCUGGUGGGCCUGGCUCCACCAGGGGGCGCCGACAACCUGCUGAACGAGGAGUCUGACGUGGACGUGCAGCUGAACAAUCGGCACAUGAUGAUCCGUGGUGAGAAUAUGUCCAAGAUUCUGCGGGCUCGCUCCGUCGUCACCCAGUGCUUCCGGGACCACUUCUUCAGUCGUGGCUACUAUGAGGUGACUCCGCCCACGCUGGUGCAGACGCAGGUGGAAGGUGGAUCCACCCUCUUUGGGCUGAACUACUUUGGUGAGCAGGCGUACCUGACCCAGUCGUCCCAGCUGUACCUGGAGACGUGCAUCCCCGCCUUGGGAGACUGUUUCUGCAUCGCCCAGUCCUACCGCGCCGAGCAGUCCCGCACACGCCGUCACCUGGCCGAAUAUACCCAUGUAGAGGCUGAGUGCCCGUUCCUGACAUUCAACGAUCUCUUGGACCGCCUGGAGGACCUGGUCUGUGACGUGGUGGACAGAGUGCUGAAGUCGCCUAUGGGGGACCUCAUUUCUGAGAUCAACCCUGACUUCAAACCACCCAAGAGGCCUUUCAAGAGGAUGGACUACACAGAAGCCAUCGCUUGGCUGAAGGAACAUGAUAUCAGGAAGGAUGAUGGCUCCUACUAUGAGUUUGGGGAGGACAUUCCUGAGGCCCCCGAGAGGAAGAUGACGGACGCCAUCAACGAGCCCAUCCUCCUGUGCCGCUUCCCUGCUGAGAUCAAGUCCUUCUACAUGCAGCGCUGCCCGGAGGACCGCCGCCUCACCGAGUCGGUGGAUGUUCUGAUGCCCAACGUUGGUGAGAUUGUUGGGGGUUCCAUGCGUAUCUGGGAUGCAGAUGAGCUGCUGGAAGGUUACAAGAGGGAGGGCAUCGAUCCAACACCCUACUACUGGUACACGGAUCAGCGGAAGUAUGGGACGUGUCCCCAUGGAGGCUAUGGUCUGGGCCUGGAGAGGUUCCUUACUUGGCUGCUGAACCGUUUCCACAUCCGGGACGUGUGCUUGUACCCCCGCUUCAUCCAGCGCUGUCGUCCCUGAGCAUGCGGGGGUCCUGCCCCCCCGAGCCUCGCCCACUUGUCCCAUCUCCGAUCUGAAUGCCCCACUUAAUCUCACAGCACAGAUAAAUGUUGUUCCUUUUGUACCUUGAUCUGGGUAAACAUGCUUGAAAAUCAUGGUUAAUCAGUGCUUGGUAACUGCUGGUGUGUCUGCUGGGUUGCAUAUAAUGCACAAUCACCUGCAUCUAAGAAUUGUGAAGAAGAAUGAAGGAAUCUUGUUUUCUAUCUCCCCGUGUCUUACAGAAUUGCAUUUAGAUGAUUUCUCGAAUACCAGCCGCCAUUCAUCCAUGCCCUAAAAUGUUUCUCCUCAGUUUGAUGUUGAUCUUAAAUUUCUUGCUUACAAUAAAUGAGUAAGCCUAAGGAACACUGUUCUUUUUGUUGUGAAAGCUGUUUCCUGUGUACAUGAUGUUAAAAAUCAUUUUUGUUUUGUCUUGCAUCAAGGGUGAUAUGCCUCUGUGUUCUAGCUUUGCAAAGAUUUGAAGAAGCCCUCCCCACGUCUCUCACACACUCACAACUGAGGGAUCAAACCUCAGGGUCAGUCACCAGCUCUUGGUAGAUGAUGAGGCAUGACCAAAAAAGACCCCCAACGCUUUUAGAUUUCAGAAUUUGAGGGCAAAGUGGUUUGUUUAGGUUGUGGAGUACACUUAUACUAUACCGGAAGUGUAUGUAUCACUGCAUAGUUGUGUCUCUUCUUGGCUGUUACCAAUGUUUUCUUGCCAUGUUCUCCAUAACCAUGAUGUUUAACCAUGAUGGUGCCGUAUAACGUUUGCUUGCUGUUACAUUAUGUUUUAAUGGUUCUCUGUGA
Messenger RNA from Paramormyrops kingsleyae, 2658 nucleotides. It is a transcript of the gene nars1, whose product is annotated as asparaginyl-tRNA synthetase 1. The record is from RefSeq and is a predicted model, not a curated record. Gene Ontology annotation, biological process: asparaginyl-tRNA aminoacylation. Lineage: Eukaryota; Metazoa; Chordata; Actinopteri; Osteoglossiformes; Mormyridae. Gene Ontology annotation, molecular function: ATP binding; asparagine-tRNA ligase activity; nucleic acid binding. Gene Ontology annotation, cellular component: cytoplasm.